AUGUCUGCUAAACCAGUGGUGGAACCGAUAGCGAUUCGUACUUUCAUCACGGGAUUGAAGGAUCAAACUGCAGCUUUUCUGGUAAAAGCCAGAAACCCUAAAACACUCAAUGCAGCCAUCUCCGAUGCGCUGGAAGUGCAGCUACAGGCCGUACCGGAAACCGCACUGUGGGCCCAAGUAUACCCUGGAGCAUCCAAGUGUUGCCAUGGCCACCCGCCCCCACAAUACCAAGGCCAACGAGGACAUCGCCAUCCAUGGCAUAACCCUAGAGGUGUGUCGCAUGCACAACAGCGAAAACCUCCUGCACAGCUACCGGCUAACUCCAUGAAGUAUCAAGCGCCUAAGCAUGAAGGCUUAAGAUACCACCAUCCAAACCAUCAUAGUUACCGGAACUAUAGCAACAACCGGCCCUACCAGGGUUACAACAACCCAGGUCUAAGACAAAGCAGAGAAAACCAGAGAAGAUUCGAAGAGUCGAGAGAUAGACUCACACCGCAUAGACAGUUGGUCUUAAUUCAACAAGAGGCCGAGCGAAAUCAGCUAGCCGAAUGCGACGCGAAAAUUAAGCUCAAAUGCAACAAGGAGCAGCACCGGAUGGAGGCGAAUUUUCAUAAACAAGCUGUCGAUGAAGCGCGUCGUAGCAACGAGGAAGAAAACAAGCAUCGCGAGGAAGAGGCUCGCCAGAAGUUUGAGAAAGAAGAAGCAGAAGGUCAACUAUUCGAAAUGAUUGAACCACUAUAUCAUGUUGAUAACGAAGAUAGUGCAGAAAGCCAGUUGCACCGAAAAAGUGAACGCGAAAAAGCAGUAGCAGCAGCACGAGAACGAUCGGCCAUACCGCCGACUUCAAAGAAUAAAAAAAGAAGGAAAAAGAACAGAACAAGCACGUUGGACACCUAUGACAAAGGUGAGGCAAGCCAUGCCGAUUCCGAUAACUCGGAUUGCGUACGGAGAAAAUUAAGCACAGCAGCAGCGAAAAGGCGUGCAGCGGCCACUCAUAGUGACGAAUUGGUGAUAGUGAAUCACGAGGCAGAACCAGCAGUGAUACCCGCUUUUGCGAAAGAAGAGAAGGCCGAAACCAUUGAGCGCAUUAACAGACGACGACACGAUCGGACAGAAGCAACCGGUGUCCUCACGACAGUGUACGCCAUCAAGGAGAGCGGUAAUCCAAACCAAGUAGUUGAAGCAGGCCCCGAUCGACGAUCGGAGCAGCCGGAGAAAGUGGACAUCGACUCGUUUCUACUGUGUCUCGCAAACUUCCGGCCGCCGCAGAAGCAGCUACAGCAACAACUGUUGCAGACGUACAAUACAGACGAAAAGGAGCGCAGUGAGUACAAUCACCUGGAUUAUGACGCAUUGAGACCGUCCGACGGGAGAUGGGUACCACCAGCAGCUUAA
Molecule: messenger RNA, 1395 nt
Organism: Anopheles bellator
Lineage: Eukaryota; Metazoa; Arthropoda; Insecta; Diptera; Culicidae
Exons: 1
Coding region: 1-1395 (464 amino acids)
Source: RefSeq, a predicted model, not a curated record